Messenger RNA from Closterium sp. Naga37s-1, 1716 nucleotides. NCBI's taxonomy places the organism in Eukaryota, Viridiplantae, Streptophyta, Zygnematophyceae, Desmidiales, Closteriaceae. The record is from the annotation of a GenBank genome assembly.
AUGCUACCUAUCGCGCUCCUCACCGUCACCAUUCUAUUGCAUCAGAUAAAUUCCGGGCCGGUGUUCCGCGCAGCUGCGGAGUCUGCGGCGCCGUCGCCGUACGAGCGCGAGUUUGCGCAGUAUCGCGGACCGGAUGGGUUGCUGUCGCUCGACUAUCUCAAAGCGCCGCACACGUCGCACAGCGAUGGCCGAGGCCGGAAAACUCUCGAUCAGAUAUUUAAAGUCGUGUUUUGCUCCCCGACUCCCGGCCCCGCGGCCCCGCCGACCAGCAACCUCCUAAAGAACCCGCGAUUUCAGGAAGGUCUGUCGUCGUGGCAGGCCUUCGGCGAGUCGGCCCUACGCCGCGUGCAGGCCGCGAACUACUCGUACGGCGUGUCGUACGCGCGGCGAGCGGAGUCCGCGGGGCCGGCGCAGAUUAUACGUAACUUGCCGGCCGCGGUAUACGAGCUAGCGAUCUGGGUGAAGCUGGGUGCCGCCAGCGGGCCGGCCGCUAAGACGGCCGGCUUGCCUGCCGCCGGCCGGCAGUACGUGAACGCGAUGGCGAAGAUCGACGGCCAGUACGUGUGCAUCGGCGGCGCGAACGCGCGGCCGUCGUGCUGGACGAAGGUGAUUGGCGGAUUCACGCUGCAUCGGACGGCUAGCGAGGUCGCAGUGUAUAUCCAAGGCGCGACGGUCGGGACGGAGAUCUGGGUUACGUCAGCAUCGCUGCUGAAGGUUGAUACGGCAAUGUGGCGACAGCGACAGAAUGAGAAUAUUAAGAAGUACCGCCAACGGGACGUGACGCUACGAGUGCACGGAGCGGGGGCAGUGUCAGCGCGCGUGCAGAUCGACCAGGUGACUUCAGAGUUCCCGUUCGGAGCCAACGUGAACGGCGCUAUUCUCUACGACAAAAACUACCAGCGGUGGUUCCUAAACAGGUUCAACUGGGCAGUGUUCAACAACGAAGCCAAGUGGUACUUCAACGAGCAGCAGCAGGGCGUAAUGGACUACAAUGUGACGGACGCGCUGGUGGAGUGGUUCACCAAAAGGAACAUUAAAGUGCGCGGGCACAACGUGUUCUGGGCCGUUGAGAAAUUCGUUCAGACGUGGGUCAAGGGACUUAACAACACCUCCCUAUGGGCGGCCAUGCAGAGGCGCAUGGCCAGUGCAGUGACCCGGUACCGAGGCAAGGUGCAGCACUGGGAUGUCAUCAACGAGCCUCUGCAUGGCAACUACUACGGGCAGCGGUUGGGCGGCAAUGUGCACUCAUGGAUGUUUAAGGCUGCCCGGGCGAUUGACCCUAAUGUCAGGUUGUUUCUUAACGAGUACAACACUGUGGAGCAGUGCGACAAGGAGGCUAACCCGGAGAUUUACCUCGAGUUAUCCGCCCAUCUUCUCCCCAUUCACCUCCCCCGUUUUUUCCCUGCCCCUUCUUUCCUCCCCAAGCAGAAGGUCCGUUUGAAGCACGACCUGAACCGGCUGGCAGUAGCCGGGAUGCCCAUCUGGCUGACCGAACUUGACUUCACCGAAGUCCAAUCGGAGCGGCAAAGAGCCGACUAUCUGGAGGCGGUGAUGCGGGAGGCGUUCGCACAUCCCUCGAUUGCCGGCAUGGUGCUGUGGUCGGCCGGUCGGUCCACGUGCACGUACUAUAAAGACAUGGAUCCGGGCAUGUGCAGUGCGUGCGAUGCAUGCUUGGCAAAUGCCAUGUUUGUCGACAACUUAGCAGGGCAGAGGUGA